Molecule: messenger RNA, 795 nt
Organism: Pelmatolapia mariae (spotted tilapia)
Lineage: Eukaryota; Metazoa; Chordata; Actinopteri; Cichliformes; Cichlidae
Product: signal-regulatory protein beta-2-like
Exons: 3
Biological process (GO): response to bacterium
Source: RefSeq, a predicted model, not a curated record
UUAGCUGUGACUGAAAUGAAUGAGGUUCCUCAGCCGAUCUCUUUAACUGUGGCUAAACUUGGAGAUAAUGUGACUCUGACAUGUCCACUGUCUGGAAGUGAUACGAAGUUGUCUUUCUGGUUUAAGCUGAAUUUUGGAUAUAUGUUUCAAACAGUUGCUAUAGGAAGUUUUGGGCAAAUAUUACCUCAAUUUAACAACUCAAGAUUCAAUGCCAGAAAAGUGGGUAAUGUGCUUUCUCUUUCCAUAAGAAAUGUAAACAAAGAAGAUGAAGCAACAUACUUCUGUCAAGCAGGAUCAUCACAAAGUAUUAGCUUUAUUAAUGGCACUAUUGUGGCAGUGAAUGAUCCUAAAACCCAGCAGAAAUCUGUCACCGUGAAACAAACUCGAGAUGUGGAGUCAGUCCGUCUGAGUGAGCCAAAGACUCUACAAUGUUCGCUCCUGUCUAAGGACAAAAAUGGCAAAUAUCAGUCCCCAAAUGAAGACAAAGUGCACUGGUUUAAAGGUGUAUCCGAAUCCCAUUCAGGUAUAAUUUACUAUGGCAGUAUAAGAAGUAAAGAGGAAGGGAGAUGUGACUACAGUCUGUCAAAAACGAUAACACAUUCUUCUGACGCUGGGACGUACUACUGUGCGACGGUCACAUGUAGAGAGAUCCUGUUUGGUGAAGGAAGAAAAAUGGACAUAAUCUUUGUCAGGUUGUCUGCUAGUCCACGUCAUGUCUCCAGGGGUCCGUUCUUCGUACCUCGCUUACUACAUCCAAGAUCAAAUGACACAUCCAAGAUCAAAUCAUCGCGCUAA